Amborella trichopoda is the source of this 5574-nucleotide messenger RNA. RefSeq names its product ARM repeat superfamily protein. NCBI's taxonomy places the organism in Eukaryota, Viridiplantae, Streptophyta, Magnoliopsida, Amborellales, Amborellaceae. The record is from RefSeq and is a predicted model, not a curated record.
UUUUUAAUUUUUCGGCUAAGCAAAUCGCCAUUUCUCAUCAUCUCCAUUUUCUUGUACUUCACUACGAAAAUUUCCUUUGAAAUUUUCAUAUUUUGCAUUGCCAUUACAGAGUUUUGAUGGCAUCUUUGAUCUGUAUGCCACGUAAGCCCUAGGAUCUGCAACUCUCGGUGGACCAGAGGCCGAAGGAUGGCUUUCAUGGCGGUUUUGGAGUCUGAUCUGCGUGCUCUCUCCGCUGAAGCUCGGAGAAAGUACCCAGCUGUUAAAGAUGGCGCAGAGCAUGCAAUUUUGAAGCUGCGCACAUUGUCAAAUCCUGGCGAGAUUGCACAAAAUGAGGAUAUAUUGCAGAUAUUCCUAAAGGCAUGCAAGGUUAAGACUGUAAAACUGAGUGUAAUUGGGCUUUCCUGUUUGCAAAAGCUCAUUUCGCAUGAUGCUGCUUCACCAUCUGCUCUUAAGGAGAUACUCUCAACUUUGAAAGAUCAUGCUGAAAUGGCAGAUGAAAGUGUUCAACUCAAAACACUACAAACCAUACUGAUCAUAUUCCAGUCGCGUUUGCACCCACAAGAUGAGGAUGACAUGGCUCAAGCACUUGGUAUCAUCCUCAGUCUCCUUGAGAACAGUCGGUCUCCAGAUAGUGUCCACAGCACUGCCGCAGCUACAUUCAGGCAGGCUGUCGCCUUGAUUUUUGAUAAUGUUAUUCGUGAGGAAUCACUUCCUGCUGGUAUCGCGGGUUAUGGAAAUCAUCUAUCUCGGACUAGAUCAGUCAGUGGUGAUGUGAGUCGCAGUAUAAAUCAUACAACGUUAUUUGAGGGUUAUACUGUUUCUGGUGUACCAUCAGCAAGGGAGAAUUUGACUGAUGCUGGAAAGCUUGGGCUUCAUCUGCUUGAAGACCUGACAGCUCUUGCUGCAGGUGGAUCUGUGAUCCGGUUGCGAGUCAUUGCUGUCCAGCGAACAUUUACUCUUGAUAUACUUGAGUUUGUUCUGUCAAAUUAUGUAUCUGUUUUUAGAGUUCUUUUGCCAUAUGAACAGGUUCUGCGUCACCAGAUCUGUUCUCUUCUUAUGACCUCUCUCCGUGCAAACACUGAGCUUGAAGGUGAAGCAGGAGAGCCCUCCUUCCGUCGCUUGGUCUUGCGUUCUGUUGCUCAUGUUAUCAGACUUUACAGUUCAUCUCUUAUUACAGAAUGUGAGGUUUUUCUCAAUAUGUUGGUCAAGAUUACUGCCCUCGAUCUGCCGCUAUGGCAUCGGAUUCUUGUUCUUGAAGUUCUGAGGGGCUUCUGUGUGGAAGCACGGACCUUGCGCCUCCUUUAUCAAAAUUUUGACAUGCAGCCCAAAAACAGUAGUGUUGUGGCCUCUAUUGUCGAAUCAUUGGCUCGAGUUGUUUCUAAUAUACAGGUCCCAGAUUCAAGUGAAGAGAGCCUUGCAGCUGUUGCAGGAAUGUUUAGCAGUAAAGCAAAAGGAGUUGAAUGGAGCUUGGAGACUGAUGCACCUAAUGCAGCUGUAGUGGUUGCUAGUGAAGCACAUGGAAUAACAUUGGCAGUUGAAGGGCUUCUUGGGGUUGUGUUUACUGUGGCUACUCUGACAGAUGAAGCAGUGGACAUUGGUGAGCUCGAAUCACCAAGAUGUGAGAGCGAUCCACGGGGGAAAUGCAUAGGAAACACUGCAGUGCUGUGCUUGUCAAUGGUUGAUUCUUUGUGGAUGACCAUCCUGAAUGCUCUAUCAUUGAUUCUGACAAGGUCUCAAGGAGAGGCUAUUGUAUUGGAGAUACUAAAAGGUUAUCAAGCCUUUACACAGGCAUGUGGAGUACUCCGUGCUGUAGAUCCUUUGAAUUGUUUUCUUGCAUCCCUCUGCAAAUUCACUAUCAGUACUCCUGGUGAACAGGACAAGAAAAGUGUUACUAGUGUUAUGCUGUCUCCUGGAUCAAAACGUCCUGAACAUGUAGUCGAACAGAGGGAUAACAUUGUCCUCACUCCGAAGAAUGUUCAGGCAUUGAGGACUCUUUUCAAUAUAGCACACCGGUUACACAAUGUAUUAGGCUCAUCCUGGGUGUUGGUACUGGAGACUCUGGCAGCUUUAGAUCGUGUAAUCCAUUCUCCACAUGCUACCACACAGGAAGUCUCUGCUACUGUUCCAAGGCUUACAAGAGAAAUGUCUGGUCAAUAUAGUGACUUCAACAUCCUUUCUUCUUUAAAUUCUAAGCUGUUUGAGAGUUCAGCGAUUAUGGACACAUUUGCGGUUAAGUCUCUUCUUUCUGCAUUACGAAUGCUAUCAAAUCAGUGCAUGAGAGGAAGCUUAAGCAGUUUUGGACAAAGCCCAGGUUCAAACUCAGGGGGCUACUUGCCUCCUGGAUCUAGUCAGCAAAUUGGAUGUAUCACAUUUUCAGUGGAAAGAAUGUUGGCUAUACUUAACAAUAAUCUGCAUAGAGUGGAGCCCUUGUGGGAUCAUAUUGUUGGCCAUCUUCUUGAGCUUGCAGAUGUUGCCAAAUCACAUGUACAGAGUAUUGCACUUGAUGCCCUAGAUCAAUCAAUUUGCGUUGUCUUGGGUUCUGAGAGAUUCCAAAGUGGUGAUUUAUCAAGACAGCAGCUAGACAAAACAGUGACAAUUGAUACAGAGUUGAGAACAUUCGAAUGGGAUGUGAUAUCACCCCUAAAGGUUCUGUACAUGUCUAGUCAAAUACUUGAUGUCCGUGCUGGAGCUUUAAGGAUAUUGUUGCAUGUUUUAGAGAGGCAUGGAGAAAAGUUGUACUGUAGUUGGCCAGGCAUCCUUGAAAUUUUGAGGUCUGUAGUAGAUGCUUCAGAAAAGGAUCUUAUUCCGUUAGGGUUCCAGAGUGUACGAGUGGUUAUGAAUGAUGGGCUCUCAACAAUGCCCACAGAUUGCCUUGACAUUUGUAUGGAAGUUACUGGUGCAUACAGUGCACAAAAAAGUGAUAUUAAUAUAAGCUUGACGGCAAUUAGUUUGCUGUGGACUGCUACUGAUUUUAUUGCUAGAGGCCUGAGUUGUUUGCCAACUGAGGACAGAGAAGCAGGUGGCCCACCUAUAGUUGAGUUACAAUUGGCUCAGAAAGAGCAUGAAACUCUUGGUGAACAGAGGAACGGUGGACAAACUAUUACCACUACUGACGAACUCCCGGAAAGGGAUUCCUUGAUGGUGAACAAAAUUGAUUGUGAUAGAUUGUUGUUUCUGGUGUUCUCUAUGCUCCAAAAGCUAGGGGCAGAUGAAAGACCAGAGGUCAGAAACUCUGCUAUUCGGACACUUUUCCAGAUACUAAGUAGCCAUGGACAGAAACUAUCUAGGGUUAAGUGGGAGGAUUGCCUAUGGAAAUAUGUUUUUCCUAUUGUUGACAGUGUUGCCCAUUUGGCGGCAUCUUCUUCUAGAGAUGAAUGGCAAGGGCAAGAAUUAGGAAUACGAGGGGGAAAAGCAGUCCACAUGCUUAUACAUCAUAGCCGUAAUACUGCUCAGAAACAAUGGGAUGAAACCAUUGUACUAGUCUUUAAUGGAAUAUCUCGUCUUCUCCGCACAUUCUUUCCUUUCCUUCAGAGCUUGAGCAAAUUCUGGAUAGGCUGGGAGUCUUUGAUUCUUUUCGUUAGAAGUAGCAUUGCAGGUGGUAGCAAAGAGGUUGCUCUAGCAGCUAUAAACUGUUUGCAGACAACCGUUCUUUCUCAUUGUUCAAAGGGAAACCUGCCAAUGCCAUACUUCAAAUCAGUUUUCGAUGUCUACGAACUUGUUCUUCAGAUGUCCUUAAAUUGUGAGAAUACCAUCCCAAGCAAGGUGAAGCAGGAGAUAUUGCACAGCCUUGGUGAUCUAUAUGUCCAAGCACAAAUUAUGUUUGACAAUGAUAUGUACUUGCAGUUACUUCAUAUAUUGCAUCUGGCAAUCAGUAUCAGUGAUAGCAUGGAGGCUGAUUCUGGGAACAUUCCAGCAGUCCAACGCACCAUGCUAGAGGUCCUUCCUGCCCUGCACCCGAACGAAAGAUUAUCUCCAAUGUGGUCACAUCUUCUGCGGCAGUUGUUAUGUUACCUUCCUGGAUCUGAAGCUUCUUUGCCUGUAAAAGCCAAAGGAAAUGAGCAAGCUGGAAGUAUACUAUGUUCAUCUGGAAAUCAACAUGAAUCUAGCAUUUUAGAAACACAUAAUGCGAAGGAUUUGAGAACUGCCCUUAAUGGAAGCCCCAAGGCAGAGAAGUUUGAUUCUUCCAUUGUUGCUUCUGGUAUUUCCUGUAAAAUCUCAAAAAUGCAGGUUUCACCGUCCUCCGCACCUAUGACUUAUGAUUCUACUGCUAGCAAUUCAAAUCAUUUGUUCGGUGAAAAGCUUAUACCUGUUCUUGUGGACCUAUUCCUACUUGCUCCUAGAGUUGAAAAGUGGAAGGCAUUCCCUGAAGUAAUACAAAGUCUUGGAAGGUGUAUGGCCACAAGAAGAGAUACUGCUGAUGGUUCUCUUUGGAGAUUAGCUGUCGAAGGAUUCAACCGUGUUCUUGUAGAUGACGUGAACUCUCUUCAUUUCGAUCACAAGAUUGAUCCCAGCAUCAGCAAGCCUAUGAGGACCCGCUGCUGGAAAGAAGUGGCAGAUGUGUAUGAGAUAUUUCUAGUGGGUUCGUGUGGGCGUGCUCUUCCUUCUGAUGUCCUUUCUUAUCCUACACUAAGGGCUGAUGAAACUCUCGAAACAACUGUUCUGAAUGUUCUAUGUGAUCAGAUUCUCAAGUCUAGUGUCGAUGCUCCUAAUGAAAUUUUGCAACGUUUAAUCUCAACAUUAGACCGCUGUGCGUCCAGGACAGUCUGUUUACCUGUUGAAAGUGUGGGGCUCUUGCCUUUUCAUUGUAGCAGAUUCUCCUUGGCUUGCUUACAGAAAAUAUUUUCGCUGUGCAGUUGUGAUCCUGGAACUGAUUGGCACUCUACCAGAACUGAAGUUGGGAAGUGUGCAAUCACUGUCCUGAUGAACAGAUGCGAGUUCAUGCUACAAAGGUUUCUGAUUGACGAGAAUGUCUUAGGUGAAGCUCCUGUACCCUCAGUGAGAGUGGUGGAGGUGGUCUUUGUGCUUCAAGAGCUUGCACGGCUCGUUAUUCAUCCAGCUAUGGCCUCUGUUCUUCCCUUGCCAGCAUAUGUGAGAGAGCGAGCAUCACAAGACAAGGACCGUGAGGGCUGUGCUCAUCUGCUUGUAAUAUUUCCAUCGCUCUGUGAGCUUGUUGUUUCAAGAGAAGCAAGAGUAAGAGAGCUGGUGCAAGUAUUACUAAGGCUAAUCACAAGGGAGCUGGGCUUGCAGAAGCUGAACCUAAGUGGUUAGAUGCUUUAACGAUGCGUGGGUCAACAUGAUCACUACAUGUUUCAGUCCCCAAAAAUUUCCAGUCUUUGUGGACUUCGAGCUCUCACUGUUCUUUUUUGAGGGAACCGUAUUCAUUUUCUUAUUUGUUUAUCUUUGCAUUUCUUGUAAAAUAUCAGUUCGAAUUGCCCACAAAUUUGUAUUUAAAAGCACUAGAUAGAAAGGAAAUGACUGUUGUAACCAUUUUUUUGAACUAAAAUUUCGUGUAUUAGUUGAAAAGUAUUUGUAUGAUUGAAAGCUGCUGACCAUGUCUGAGCAAUCUUGUCCAAA